This is a messenger RNA of Talaromyces rugulosus, 2229 nucleotides long. RefSeq lists its product as uncharacterized. Gene Ontology annotation, molecular function: RNA binding; oxidoreductase activity; zinc ion binding. The coding region runs from base 1 to 2229 and encodes 742 amino acids. The transcript is spliced from 8 exons. NCBI's taxonomy places the organism in Eukaryota, Fungi, Ascomycota, Eurotiomycetes, Eurotiales, Trichocomaceae. The record is from RefSeq and is a predicted model, not a curated record.
AUGGCUCUUCCAGAGAAAAUGAAGGCCGUGGUGUUCAAUGGCCCGUACUCGGUUGCCGUGGAAGAAAGACCAGUGCCUCAUAUACAGGAUCCAACCGAUGUCCUUGUGAAAGUGAAAUAUACUGCACUCUGUGGCAGUGAGCUUCAUGUUUUCCGUGGCCAUCAACCUUCAAAGGCCGGGUUCAUCAUGGGCCAUGAAUUCACUGGCACAGUGGUUGCGGUGGGAGGUGCUGUCAAGAGCGUGGCAGUAGGAGACACCGUCGUCAGUCCCUUUACGACUUCAUGUGGAGAGUGCUUCUACUGCAAACAAGGAUACUCCUCUCGCUGUGCAAAGUGUCUGUUAUUUGGCUGCCCUCUCCUUGAUGGAAGUCAAGCCGACUAUGUGAGGGUCCCAUGGGCAGAUGGUACCCUAUACAAAGCUCCUGAGGGAGUAGAUGAAAAGCUACUAGUCUUGAUGGCCGAUAUCUUUCCCACGGGAUAUUUCGCGGCAAGCAAUGGAUUCAAAGAAUACACGAGAGAGCAAGUGUCUGACCUGACAGCGGUCGUAAUUGGAUGCGGCCCGGUUGGGCUUCUUGCUAUUAUCAAUGCUCUCGAGUACAAGCCCAAGCAUCUAUUGGCAAUUGACUCGGUCCCGGCUCGUCUCGAGCAAGCCCGGAAGCUGGGGGCCGAACCCUGGAACUUCCAAACCGACCGCGAGGGACUUGACAAACGGGUCAAGGAAUUGACAGACGGCCGGGGUGCCGAUGUGGUCAUCGAGGUAGUUGGGCUAAGCCCAGCCCUGCGUACGGCGUUUGACCUAUUGCGCCCAUGGGGAACCAUCAGCAGUGUUGGGGUUCACAACGCCGAGAUUCCUUGGACCGGCAACGAAGCGUACGGCAAGAAUCUUAGGAUCCAGAUGGGCCGGUGUCCUGUCCGAUCAAUCUUCCCACAGGCUUUGGAAGUACUGAAGAAGAAGCAACACCUCCUAGGGUUCAUGGCCGACAAAAUAAUGCCCCUCGGCGAGGCAGUCGAGGGCUAUGACAUUUUCGACAAGAUGAAAGCCCAAAAAGUGGACACCACCUCCUCCUACAAACAUCCUUCCUUUUUCGCUCCUUCCAGUUUCCACCCUCGCAAUCUCAGUAUGGCAGCUGCUACUGAAACCCAUGAGAUAGACAUGCAGGUCGAUGAUGGACUCUCCGAUUCCUAUGGCCGGGCCAAUCUGAACGAACAAGGCGAACUUGACGUCCAGCCAAAGACCGAUGAAGAGUAUGCACAGACGCUACUUACCCUUCGCGCCAUUGUUUCUUCCAAAGAAGCCGGUGUGAUAAUCGGAAAGGCCGGUAAAAACGUUGCUGACCUGCGCGAUGAGACCGGCGUCAAAGCUGGAGUCAGCAAAGUCGUCCAGGGUGUUCAUGACCGUGUUCUCACUGUUACUGGUGGCUUGCAAGGCUGUUCUCGGGCCUAUUCCAUUGUCGCCAAGGGUUUGCUUGAGGGCGCUCCUCAGGUAGGAAUGGGCGGGGUUGUCCAAAACAACGGAACUCACCCUAUCCGUCUUCUGAUUUCUCACAAUCAAAUGGGAACUAUUAUCGGACGCCAAGGUCUGAAGAUCAAGCACAUCCAGGAUGCUUCCGGUGUCCGGAUGGUUGCGCAGAAAGAGAUGCUGCCCCAGUCGACUGAGCGGAUUGUCGAAGUGCAAGGCACCCCCGAAGGAAUCGAAAAGGCCAUUUGGGAGAUUGGAAAAUGUCUUCUUGAUGACUGGCAACGCGGUCAGGGUACCGUUUUAUACAACCCAGCGGUGCGAGUUUCUCUUGGCGGAUCUGGCCCGGUCAACAAUAAUGCCGGCGCACCUGGCGGCGGGUACGGAGGCGGUGGUGGUCGAUCUUACAACCGCACUGGCAACGGCGCUGAUUUCAGUGAACCAAGUGGCGGCUACAACCGUCGCAGCAGCGGAGAUGGUGCCAACAGAAACCUCCCCCUGGUUACGGACGAAGGUGAAGAGAUCCAAACACAAAACAUCAGCAUUCCAUCAGACAUGGUUGGUUGCAUCAUCGGCCGGGGUGGUACCAAGAUCAGUGAGAUUCGCCGGAGCUCCGGAGCUCGCAUUUCCAUUGCCAAAGCUCCCCAUGAUGAGACUGGCGAACGCAUGUUCACAAUCAUGGGAAGCGCACAGGCAAACGAAAAGGCUCUGUACCUGUUGUACGAGAAUCUUGAAGCCGAGAAGAUGCGUCGCAGCCAGCAGCCUCAAGAGUAA